AUGAUGAUCAAGAAGGAGAAAUCACAAAAGAAAUCGGGCAAGGAGAACCACCAACAUGUUGGAGAAUGGUUAUGUUGCGACCUUGCAGAAGCGCUAGCAAUUCAGACCACUAGGACAUUGAAAGAUGACAACUUUGGCAUAAACCAAUACAAGGUCAAGGCGGAAGCUCUUUUGAGCUCCACUUGUCCACUCAAAAUAGAGUUGCCAGCGCCAGAAUCAACUCUGGGUUGGCCUCUUCAGAGACUAACUGUUCCUACGAUGAGUCAGGAAGCUCCUCCUCCUGAGAGAGAGCUUUGUGAUUUGAAGGGGAGGGACGUUGAUGAAUCACCAUUAUCAAGGCCUGGUUGGCCUCUCUUGCGGAUAGGAGCUAUCUCAGAAGCAGCUGUGAGUCCUAUCAAAGAAAAAAAGUCCGUGGCUCAGUGGGUGAUGGAUUUGCCUAGUCGAUCAUUUUCAGUAAAUCAACAGCCACAGGUUGAUUUGAUUUUGAGGGAUGUAGAGUACACAACCGAAAGAGAGAGCCGCCGUUAUGAUGCCACGAAUGGUGAUGAAAAUUUCUUAUCAGUAUCAUCAAGAAAGCUAGCCAGUGAAUUGGAGUUUCUCAUUGAAAAAAACUCAGUAGGUUGCAGGUUGUUCAGCUAUGAAGAAAUUAGGAGUGCAACUUGUCAGUUCUCAACAGGAAAUCUUAUCGGCGAGGGAGGGUGCAGCAGCGUAUACAGAGCAUGUCUCGGAGAUGGUAAACCAGUGGCAGUCAAGAUUCUGAAAUCAUACAAAGAAGCUUGGGAUGACUUUUUCUUGGAAGCCAAAUUUGUUUCUUCAAUUCAGCAUAAACACAUCACAUCUCUCAUUGGUGUCUGUGCGGAAGGUGGCAACCUUAUUUUGGUCUAUGAUCUCUUUCCUAGAGGGAGCCUGGAGGGAAACUUGCAUGGUUGCAGUGAUGGAUCUAUAGUACUGCCAUGGGAAGUGAGAUUCAAUGUGGCAGUUGCAGUUGCCGAGGCUCUAAAUUACCUGCACAAUGAAUGUCCUCCGCCCAUUAUUCACAGAGACGUUAAAUCCUCAAACAUUCUUCUCUCCGACGAGCUUCUGCCACAGUUAUCUGAUUUUGGGCUUGCUAUGUGGGGAUCUACGGAUUCUGCUUAUGUGAUAAGUAGUGAUGUGGUGGGGACUUUUGGAUACAUUGCUCCAGAAUAUUUCAUGCAUGGGAUGGUGAGUGAUAAGAUUGAUGUUUAUGCCUUUGGUGUGGUUCUCCUUGAAUUAUUAUCAGGAAGAAAGCCAGUUGAUGCAGGGGCCCCAAAAGGGCAAGAGAGCUUGGUUAAGUGGGCAAGACAUUUAUUGGACAGUAUGGAACUCAAAGCAUUGCUGGAUCCAAACUUAAACGGGGACUACAAUGAUAUCCAAAUGCGUAGAAUGGUAUUGGUAGCAGGCCUUUGCAUAAACCAAUCACCUCGUCUUCGCCCAAAAGUGAGCCAGAUACUGCAGCUACUAACAGGGGAGACGGAUGCCGAUAAAUAUUCUGAUUCUCAUGUUAUGGAAUCAAGGGAAGACGAUGACGAUGACCUUUUCCUGGAAAUUGAUUGCAAGUCGCAUUCGGUUUCUGCCAUGUCUGAUACAAAUGAUGGUAGCAGAUCAUCAAGUUCCACUGAUACAGCAUCGAGUGUUGAGAAAACCCGCCGCUAUAAGUUGAAGGACUACUUAACUAUACCUGACCAUUAUUCUUUGAGCGAAAUUUUUUUGCUUUCCUGA
This is a messenger RNA of Prunus armeniaca (apricot), 1740 nucleotides long. The record is from the annotation of a GenBank genome assembly. NCBI's taxonomy places the organism in Eukaryota, Viridiplantae, Streptophyta, Magnoliopsida, Rosales, Rosaceae.